AUGGCUCCCGACUCCCGCCACUCCGCCUCUCCCGCUAAGUGCGGAGGGAGAGCCUGGGAUGCGAGCGAGCGCGGGGCCCCGGGCUGCGCGGUGCCGGUGCCGAGCACAUUGCUCCUGCUGCUCACCUACCUGACUUACCUGGUCCUGGGCACCUGCGUGUUUUGGUUGCUGGAGAGCCCCGCGGCGCACGAUUCCAGCAAGAGAUUCCAGCGCGACAAGUGGGCGCUGCUGCGGAACUUCACGUGUCUGGAUGGCCCGGCGCUGGAUUCGCUGAUCCGGGGCAUCAUCGAGGCAUACAAAAAUGGGGACAUCGUCCUUGGCAACACCACCAGCAUGGGACGCUGGGAGUUCGUGGGCUCCUUCUUCUUCUCCGUGUCCACCAUCACCACCAUCGGCUACGGGAACCUGAGCCCCCGCACGAUGGCCGCCCGGCUCUUCUGCAUCUUCUUUGCUCUCGUGGGGAUCCCGCUCAACCUCAUGGUGCUCAACCGCCUGGGGCACUGCCUGCAGCAGGGGGUACACCGCUGUGCUCGCAGGCUGGGGGGUGCCUGGAAGGACCCGGCCAAGGCCCGGUGGCUGGCGGGCUCCAGCGCCCUCCUGUCGGGCCUCCUGCUUUUCCUGCUGCUGCCCCCGCUGCUCUUCAACCACAUGGAAGGCUGGACCUACGUGGAGGGCUUCUACUUCUCCUUCAUCACCCUCAGCACCGUGGGCUUCGGUGACUACGUGAUUGGAAUGAACCCCUCCCGGAACUACCCUCUGUGGUACCAGAACACAGUGUCACUCUGGAUCCUCUUUGGGAUGGCAUGGCUCGCCUUGAUCAUCAAACUGAUCCUCUCCUUACUGGAGGCUCCACGAGAAUCAUACUCCUGCUAUCCUCAGAGUUCUGAGGGGAACUUCAAGCCCCGAAGCUGGAGGCAGGCCCUGGAUGAGGAGGCAGGACCCCACUCCCCACAGCAAAGCUGCUCUCCAGAGGGACAGCACCCAGAACCUUCUACUCAAGUCUCAUGCUGCGGAAAGGACAGCUAG
Messenger RNA from Budorcas taxicolor (takin), 1026 nucleotides. RefSeq names its product potassium two pore domain channel subfamily K member 17 (gene KCNK17). The transcript has 5 exons. The record is from RefSeq and is a predicted model, not a curated record. Bases 1 to 1026 code for a protein of 341 amino acids. Gene Ontology annotation, cellular component: membrane. Lineage: Eukaryota; Metazoa; Chordata; Mammalia; Artiodactyla; Bovidae. Gene Ontology annotation, molecular function: potassium ion leak channel activity. Gene Ontology annotation, biological process: stabilization of membrane potential; potassium ion transmembrane transport.